This is a messenger RNA of Cladocopium goreaui, 441 nucleotides long. The record is from the annotation of a GenBank genome assembly. Lineage: Eukaryota; Dinophyceae; Suessiales; Symbiodiniaceae.
AUGCCCUGGCGUCAAGGAGGGUUGUAUGGCGGAAAUGGUGUCACUGGCAAAGGUUUGAUCACUCACGAGGAGAUGGCCUUGCAACAGGUUUUCCAAGAUGAGGCACGACACGCGGCCCUGGCCUGGCGCACGGUCCAGUGGGCCUUGCGCAGCGAUGGCAGCGAUGGCAGCGAUCGCAGCGUGCGUGAGGUGUUGCAGAGGGCAUUGCGUCAUUUGAGCCGUGCGACUCCAUCCGAGAAGUUUGAGAAGUCUGAGACCGCAGCGCUACAUCACGAGGUCAUGAGACGCUCCACCAUCCCCUGGCUUCGAAGUUUGCUUCAGACCCAAACCUUCAGCCUUGCUGCCGAGCCAGAAGCAGAGAGCGUACCUGCACAAGCCGCCUCCGCAACUGCAAAGGCUGUUGCUCAAGCGUUGGGGGUUGGAAGUGCAGUGACGGUGUAG